Molecule: messenger RNA, 914 nt
Organism: Acanthoscelides obtectus
Lineage: Eukaryota; Metazoa; Arthropoda; Insecta; Coleoptera; Chrysomelidae
Source: the annotation of a GenBank genome assembly
GUUGCACUGUAUUAUAUUUGUUUAACUGUAUAUAUUGAAUCAUGCUACUGUACAAUACUUAUUCUAAUAAUUUCCUGCCCUAGGCGUUCACCAGGCUAAGACCUCAGAUGACAAAAUCAGAGAGUAUCAUUCAAUGCUGCUUCAGGAGUGCGCAAAGAUCUAUCGCCCGGAUCGGUACAUGUCUCAGCUUCCAUCGCUGAAACUACCAUAUGUAGGUCACAUGGAGAUACCCAUCAACACAGGCACCAUCAAACCAACACCAGCUAUGCAAACUAGAGCCGUAAGAGUCGUUACCAAGUAUGUAUAUAAAAAUCCAGUUUGCAUAAAAGCUACUAAAAAGAAAACUUGCCCAAUGGCCACAACUACAAAGCACAAGGGUGGCGAAGAUGAAAUAGUAACCAAAGAAUACUUUGUCCAAGAUAAAGAACAAAACCAAAGAAAUGGAAAGCAUGUUGAUUUGGGUGGAGAAGACGAUGAUACCGUGUGGAAUUCAAAUCUCUUAGAAGCUCAUUAUGACCCUUACGAAGAAAUUCAGGAAACUAGAGAUGAAACUUUCAACGAUUUCAUAGCUCCCAGUGAGACUCCUUUCUAUUCCAGUAGGAAACAAACGAAAACUCCAAAUUUAAGUGGAAAGAAGGUUUAUGAUAUGUUGAUCGAGGAUAGACUUGAUCAAUUAGAGACUAUCUUACCACAUUAUGUCAGGAGAAGGGUUUAUCAAACUUCUACAAUUACUAUGACCAAGGUGUUGAACAACAAACGAACGAUGGCUACUCUUACGGUUAAAAACUGCAUACCUCCAGGGUACCAGUUUUGCGUGACCAAGAAUAAGAAGAGGAAAUCCAAAGUAGCUAAGUUCACCAAUAACACGAACGAAAGUCUUUUUUAUUUUGGUUGAAUAUAAUUUAUUAAAUAUU